Messenger RNA from Daldinia childiae, 1449 nucleotides. Its product is annotated as Tryptophan-tRNA ligase, cytoplasmic. Gene Ontology annotation, cellular component: cytoplasm. The record is from RefSeq and is a predicted model, not a curated record. The transcript is spliced from 7 exons. NCBI's taxonomy places the organism in Eukaryota, Fungi, Ascomycota, Sordariomycetes, Xylariales, Hypoxylaceae. Gene Ontology annotation, molecular function: tryptophan-tRNA ligase activity; ATP binding. Gene Ontology annotation, biological process: tryptophanyl-tRNA aminoacylation. The coding region runs from base 1 to 1449 and encodes 482 amino acids.
AUGGCUUCAGAGCUUGAGGCACCGGCCAAAGAGGUCCCUUCUGUUGUGGAUCCUAAUGUUCCGGCUUCUCAUCCGUCAAAACAGACAGUCGACCCGUGGAAUGUGGCUGGUGAGGUUGGUGAGGAUGGAAAAGUCAAGGCUAUCGACUAUAAGAAGUUAGUGGAGGAGUUCGGCACCAAGUUGAUCGACAAGGAGAUACUGGAAAGAUUCGAAAGAGUUACCGGGCAUAAGCCUCAUCGCUUUUUGCGACGCCAAAUCGUCUUUAGCGAACGCGACCUCAGUAUAAUACUAGAUCGUUACGAGAAGGGUGAACCUUUCUUCUUAUACACUGGUCGUGGUCCUAGUAGCGACAGUAUGCACAUCGGACAUACACAGAUCUUCGACUUUUGCAAGUGGUUACAGGAUGUAUUUGAUGUGCCCCUAGUUAUCAUGCUUACGGAUGACGAAAAGUUCCUCUUCUCAGAAAAGAGAACAGUUGAGGAAGUUAUUGGUUACUCGCGAACCAAUUGUCAGGAUAUCAUCGCCAUAGGCUUUGACCCUAACAAGACCUUUAUUUUCUCCGACUACGAAUUCAUGGGAGGAGCUUUUUAUAGAAAUGUCACUCGAUUCGCCAAACUAGUUACCUAUAACCAAGCAAAGGCCACGUUUGGUUUCGACGAAAGCUCAAAUAUUGGGAAGAUUCACUUCACCAGUAUACAGGGUGCUACUGCAUUCGCGACUACUUUCCCACACAUAUUCGGCGAUGAUGAAAAGAAGGUUGCGAGUAUCCCAUGUCUCAUUCCCUGCGCUAUCGACCAAGACCCCUAUUUCCGGUUGACUAGAGACUGCGCUGCUAGGCUAAAGUACGCCAAGCCUUCUUUAAUUCAUUCCCGUUUCCUCGACGCCCUACAGGGUCCGGGCUCGAAAAUGUCUGCCAGCAUUGAUUCUUCCGCCAUCUUCAUGAAGGAUACUCCUAAACAAAUCAAGGAUAAGAUCAACAAAUAUGCUUUCUCCGGUGGCCAAGUUAGCGCGGAAGAGCAAAGGGAGAAGGGUGGAAAUCCUGAUAUAGAUGUUUCAUACCAGUAUCUGCAGUUUUUCAUGGAUGAUGAUGAAGAACUGGCAAAGAUCAGACAGGAUUAUAGGGAAGGCAAGCUACUUACCGGAGAACUCAAAGCAAUAUGCAUCAAGUAUCUCCAGGAUUACGUCGCCGCAUUUCAAGAAAGGAGAGCGAAGGCGACGGAAGAGACUGUCAAGUUAUUCAUGUCUGUGCGGCCAUUGAAGUGGGGAGGUAAUCCCAGAGCGCAGAGAACUGUCCCAGUUGUAGAAGCGGCAGAGGCAAAACCCGAAGGUCAGGAUGGAGAGGGUAAGCUCACGAAAAACCAACUGAAGAAGUUAGAAAAGGAGAAACAGAUAGCUGCGAAGAAGGCCGCCAAGGCCGCAGAAAAGGAGGCUGUAAAGGCCUCCUCGUGA